Effrenium voratum is the source of this 1113-nucleotide messenger RNA. The record is from the annotation of a GenBank genome assembly. NCBI's taxonomy places the organism in Eukaryota, Dinophyceae, Suessiales, Symbiodiniaceae.
AUGGCUGCCGAGGAGGACGUAGAGGCCGCUGGCCUGGAAUGCGAGCUGCUUGGCCAGUGGGGCUCCUUCGGUUGGUGGCUUCAGGUCUUUCUGGGCGCCGUGUGCAUGGCUUCCUUGAUCGGGAAGAGGUUCACCGAUAAAGUGCGGAGACCUUGGAAGGUAUGGUUCUUUGACACAGCCAAGCAAGGCACGCAGGCACUGAUGAAUCACAUCAUCAAUAUCGGGCUGUCCAUGGGCUUCGGCGAGUGGCUGGCAGUGGAGGCUGAUCCGUGCAAUUGGUAUUGGAUCAACAUGUCUCUGGACUGCACCUUAGGUGUGGGCCUCAUGUUCCUGCUCUUGCGGUCGCUGCAGUGUGCCUACCGCAAGUGCCUGGCGCGGCCCGAGCUCGCCAGGUGCGGUCACUAUGGAGACCCACCCGAUUUCAAGAUCUUCCUGCGGCAGCUGCUAGAUUGGCAGGUGGCCAGUUGCGAUGAGCCACUACGCGGCUUGCCCGAACAGCGUUUGGGGGCGGCGCUCACCCUGCGUGCCAUGGUCAAAGACCCUCUUGAGGUGCGUUUUCCCAAUGUGUCCUUCGAGCCUGUGGAACUUCAGGUUGGGUUAGGCGAGGUCUUCAGAAGCGUUACGCCCAGCUUCCUUCGGAAAGAGGAGGAGGAGGAUGACUUUUUCGCAGCCUGCUGUCCAAGAAUCACUUGGCGGCAACGAAUCCUGGGUUGGCUUGCGUGCUUCUGCCUGGGGCUGUUGCUGCAAGCCUCGAGCUUCGGGUCGCUGACGCGGGCGCUCUUCGGGCACCCGGGGAGGUUUGCCUUGAUGUACACCCUAGGGAACGUUGUGGCGCUGGUCGGGACCUUUUUCCUGGCUGGACCGCGGAAGCAGAUUCGUAAGAUGUCGGACAAGAACCGAGCACAGGCGUCUGCCAUCUUCAUCUGCGCCAUGGUGAUCACGUUGGUCGCGGUCGAGGCCCCGCGAUUCCACGGCCGCGCCCUGCUGAUUUUGGUCCUGGUGAUCAUGCAGUGGUUCUCCCUGGUCUGGUACACUCUCUCCUACAUUCCCUAUGGCCAGAAAAUGGCUUGGCGAUUGCUGGCGAAGUGCUGCAGCUGGUGCUGUACAUUCUGA